AUGGAAUCACACUUUUGCAGACAGUCCACCACCAGGGAGUAUUUGCACCCAGAUCUGACUAUUGAGAAAAUGUAUUAUUUUUACGUGCAAGAGGGACGUCAGCCACAGUGUAGUUAUCACACCUAUCGAAGGGUAUUCAAGUCAUUGAAUCUUUCUUUCCAUCACCCAAAGAAAGACCAGUGUAGCCUUUGUUCGUCCUAUAAAGAAGGCAGCACGGAAACGAAGGCCAAACUCGAAGAUUCUUUUGCUGCACACAUUGCAGAGAAGGACUCUGCGCGAAAGAAGAAAAAAGAUGCUAAAGAAUCAUCACAAGAAAACCCUGAAGUAAUAGCUAGUGCUGUAUUCGACCUGCAACAGUUUGUGGCUGAACAACCCCGCAUUCGACAACUGAGAAAAUUUGACACGGGGGAAAAUGUUAAUUUCACCGCAAUCAAGGAAGUUAUGGUAAAGAAAGAUGUUCCACAUCUUGCUGAUCAGUAUAACACAUUAUCUCUGAAAAGAAACACUCUUGAAGUCCUGAAACAGCCGGUACGUAGACUUAAUAAUGGUCCAAUUAAAUUAGACAGCCUGAAAUACGAAAACCUUGUUGAGCUAUGUACUGGACCUACACCCAUAGUGCGAGAUCUAACGUUUCAACAAUACUUCAAGAACCUCCCGAAUCAUUAA
Acanthoscelides obtectus is the source of this 666-nucleotide messenger RNA. Lineage: Eukaryota; Metazoa; Arthropoda; Insecta; Coleoptera; Chrysomelidae. The record is from the annotation of a GenBank genome assembly.